Molecule: messenger RNA, 1420 nt
Organism: Toxotes jaculatrix (banded archerfish)
Lineage: Eukaryota; Metazoa; Chordata; Actinopteri; Toxotidae
Gene: hmces
Product: 5-hydroxymethylcytosine binding, ES cell specific
Exons: 7
Coding region: 173-1258 (361 amino acids)
Biological process (GO): DNA damage response
Molecular function (GO): single-stranded DNA binding
Source: RefSeq, a predicted model, not a curated record
GCAGCUCUGCCCAGGCAAAUCCCCGCACUACAUUCGAAUGAGUACAGCUGAGGACACGCAUAGACGAACACGCCCAACAUACAUACAUACACGUACUAGUAAAGCUCAACUUUACAAUCUUUAUCACAACACUUGAAAACAGGUGUCUGAAAAGUCCCGUUGCAGCCGUAAAAUGUGCGGAAGAACAGCUUGCACUCUUGCUCCUGACGAGGUGAGCCGAGCCUGCUCCUACAGAAACCGAAGAGGGCAGCGGAGACAGCCUCGCUGGAGGGAUGGAGAUGCGGACAAAUACCGGCCCUCUUACAACAAGAACCCACAGUCCAUGAGUCCCGUCCUGCUGUCCCAGAGGCAUUUUGAUGAGAGCGCUCCUGCAGAUGAGUGUGUAUUGGCCUUGAUGCGUUGGGGUCUUGUACCUUCUUGGUUCAAGGAGGAUCAUCCGAGCAAGAUGCACUAUAGCACCAGCAACUGUCGCAGUGAGAAUAUACUGGAGAAGAAAUCAUACAAGCACCCCAUGGUGAAUGGACAGCGCUGCGUCAUCCUGGCUGAUGGUUUUUAUGAGUGGAAGAAGCAGGAGAAAAACAAGCAGCCUUUCUUCAUCUACUUUCCUCAGACUCAGAGAUCCAGUCAGGAGAAAGUAAAGGAUCAGGGUGACCCCAUGGCCUCAGCUCGCAAAAAGAGUACGGAGACAGCGGAGGAGGCCUCCCUUGGCUUGACAGAGGGCGGGCAAGCACCAGGUGAAUGGACUGGAUGGAAGUUGCUGACUAUGGCUGGACUGUUUGACUGCUGGACACCUCCAGGUGGUGGAGAACCCCUUUACAGUUACAGUAUAAUCACUGUGAAUGCUUCCCCAAACCUGCAAAACAUCCAUGAUAGGAUGCCAGCAAUCCUGAAUGGAGAGGAAGAAGUGAGAAGGUGGCUUGACUUUGGGCAGGUGAAGUCUCUUGAUGCCCUGAAACUGCUCCAGCCUAAAAACAUUCUGACCUUUCAUCCUGUCUCUUCACUGGUAAACAACACACGCAACAAUUCUCCAGAGUGCCUUCAGCCAGUGGAUCUUGGCAGCAAAAAGGAGCCCAAGCCCACAGGCAGCAGUAAGAUGAUGAAGACCUGGCUGACAAGCAGUUCACCUUCAAAGAGGAAGGAGUCCAGCACAUAUGAGAGUAGAGAAAAGCAAGAAAGGAAGAAAGGGACUCAGCGCAAGUCUACAGGAGCACUUCAGCAGUGGUUUCAGCAGGCCAACAAGAAACCAAGAACCAAGUGAAGAUAUGAGCCGGGACUUUAAAACUUCAGUUUUGAAGACCAUUGAGGCCGUAAUUAUUCUACUUGACUGUUUCUUUACAUGUAUGAGAAAAACAUUCUAAGUUCAGGCUGUUGUUUGUAUUAGUAAAUGUCAUAAAUGUAAUAAAAAUCAGCUUCACAGAUA